ACAAAGGCAUUGUUAUUCAUAGAAUGCGUGAGCUGGCGAUUCCUGGGCGCCGCGUGUGAGCAGCGGGAAAUCUCGCUCGAGACUGCUGCUGCAGGCUUCCACCAAUACUAUACGAUAUGAUGUGGCCAUGACAAGGUCUCUGUAUUUUUUCUUAGGCCCCAACAAUUCGUUUUGAAGCGCCGUCGUACGCCGCCGCAUGCGGAAUGGCCGCCGGUAUAGGCUGCGCGCCCGCUUGUUCUCGCCCUCUCCUGUGCCCCUCCCACCCGUUCUUUGCUCCUAGGAAAGUCAAAAUGGGCGGCGAGAACGUGCGCCUCUUCGUUAAGGGCCACAUUCUGGGCUACAAGCGGUCCAAGGCCAACCAGCAGAACCACACCGCGCUGCUGAAGGUGGACGGCGUGGCUACCAAGAAGGAGGUGGCUUGGUACCUGGGCAAGCGCAUUGCCUACAUCUACAAGGCCAAGAACGAGAAGCAGGGCACCAAGUUCCGGUGCAUUUGGGGCCGUGUUAUGCGUGCGCACGGCAACGUCGGCGUGGUGAAGGCCAAGUUCUCUUCCAACCUGCCCCCGAUCAGCCUGGGCGGCGCCGUCCGUGUGAUGCUCUACCCCAGCCGCGUAUGAUGGACCGCCGGCGGAGAGCGAUGGGCUUGGGAGGCUGUUUCGGGCGGUCGCUGUUGAGCGGAGCCAUGUAACACCGUUUUAGU
Molecule: messenger RNA, 700 nt
Organism: Chlamydomonas reinhardtii
Lineage: Eukaryota; Viridiplantae; Chlorophyta; Chlorophyceae; Chlamydomonadales; Chlamydomonadaceae
Product: ribosomal protein L35a
Exons: 1
Coding region: 291-617 (108 amino acids)
Biological process (GO): cytoplasmic translation; ribosomal large subunit biogenesis
Cellular component (GO): cytosolic large ribosomal subunit; ribosome
Molecular function (GO): structural constituent of ribosome
Source: RefSeq, a predicted model, not a curated record